UGUUCUGUGGUUCUUUCCAGUUCCUCCAAACAAAUGCCGAGACGGAACAUUUCAUAGAUCACUACUAUUUGAUGUUACAGAAUCUAUGUAAAUAACAUAUUAGACUGUGUUUAAGAAAAGUAAAUGAAUUAUGUGUGUGUCUUAUUAUUGAACUAUGAAGAUGGCUGCAUUGUACCGCCGUGUGGUCUAGUAGAAGUUUACGAUAUUUUAAAGAAGUCUUGUCAAGUAAUUGUAGUUGCAUCUGUGACCUGUGUUAAAUUAAGGAAUUUGGGCAGAUGUCGAGUUAAAAACCAAGUUUUUUGCCUCUGGCCUGCUGAUGGGUGGGUGGUGUAAGAAACGUGUGUCAAAUACUGGGGAACACCAUAUUUCACAGAUUUAUGUAAGUUCAGAGCCCCACCAGUUGCCAAUAAUUUAUCGAGAAGAAUACAAUGUUCAUUUCGGUGGCAUUGAGAAGCUCCAUCCAUUUGAUGCAGCAAAGUGGGGACAUAUUUUUCAGUACCUGAAGGAUGCAAAUCUUGUAAAUGAAAAUACUGUCAUAAAGCCAAAUGAAGUUCAGCAUCAGGAUUUACUUCUUGUGCAUACUGCACGUUACUUGAAAAGUUUAAAGUGGAGUUGGAAUGUUGCCCUCAUUGCAGAAAUUCCACCUCUUAUGUUGGUGCCAAAUUUUUUAGUUCAAGCAAGUUAUUUACGCCCAAUGAGAUUUCAAACUGGAGGAAGUAUACUGGCGGGGAAGUUGGCUCUUGAACGAGGAUGGGCUAUCAACCUGGGGGGAGGGUUUCAUCACUGUAGCAGAGACAAAGGUGGAGGCUUCUGUCCAUAUGCAGAUAUUACUCUCCUUGUACAGUUUCUGUUUGAGUAUGAACAUCAUCGUGUGAAAUCUGCCAUGAUUGUUGAUCUGGAUGCUCAUCAGGGGAAUGGCUAUGAACGGGACUUCACAAACCAUUCCAACGUAUAUAUCUUUGAUAUGUAUAACUGUGGAAUUUAUCCACGAGACAAAUGUGCCAAAGCUGCAAUUAGACGCUGCGUUGAACUCCGGCACUUCACUGAAGAUAAUGAAUAUCUACAUAAGGUGGAAGAGAAUUUGGAAGAAUCUUUGCGAGAGUUUCAUCCUGAUAUACUAGUGUACAAUGCUGGAACUGAUGUGUUAGAUGGUGACAGUCUGGGACUUCUGGCAAUUUCUGCACAGGGUAUAAUACGAAGGGAUGAACUAGUUUUUAUGAAGGCUCGUGAACGAAGAGUUCCAAUUGUGAUGCUAACCAGUGGAGGGUAUCUGAAGAAAACGGCACGAAUUAUCGCAGAUUCUAUUCAGAAUCUUCAUGAUGUAGGCCUAAUUUCAGAAUGAUACUAAUAAUUCAUCAUGCAAUGUUAAGUAACAUAUCCAUAAAGGGACAGAGUACCAGUAAUACUGGAUUGUUGGGCUAAUCCAUUACUUUGAUUUACAUUUGCAAUAUAACUGCACAUAUACCUUCUAGGAUAUGGUAUGUCUCUCCUGACCUAGCCCAUUGCCGUUGAUAUGACUUAAAACUAGUGCUUCCUUAUAAAUUUAUAUCAAAUUGCCCCACAUGUGCCAAACUUUAUAUAAACAAUUUAUUGUGUUAUAUGCAAAUGUAUCCUUUAUGUAAGGUUAAAGUUUGUUAGAAAAUUUUUAGGGCAGAAUAUGAUACCCGCUAAAGAAAGUGUCAAAUAUAAAACCAAUUUUUCAGGUGUUUAGAUGAAUUUCAGGUAUGCUUAAUAUUAAAUUUCUGUUUUUGAAUUAGUUUUUAUCUGGUUAUGGUGUUAAACUGGUCAUAAUAUGCUGCAGUAGGUACAUUUGUGAAGAUGACAUGUUCCGCGCGUUCCCGAUUUCUUGUCUGUUCUUUGGACAAUUGUUUGUUCUGCUCCAAAAUUUGUUUAUUCAGCUCUCUGGAACAAAUUAGACUUCACAUCAUAUUUGUUUGUGGAAUAAAAUAUUAAUUAUGAAAGAC
This is a messenger RNA of Zootermopsis nevadensis, 1964 nucleotides long. NCBI's taxonomy places the organism in Eukaryota, Metazoa, Arthropoda, Insecta, Blattodea, Termopsidae. The record is from RefSeq and is a predicted model, not a curated record.